This is a messenger RNA of Amblyraja radiata (thorny skate), 3381 nucleotides long. RefSeq lists its product as uncharacterized. The transcript is spliced from 23 exons. Bases 65 to 2431 code for a protein of 788 amino acids. The record is from RefSeq and is a predicted model, not a curated record. NCBI's taxonomy places the organism in Eukaryota, Metazoa, Chordata, Chondrichthyes, Rajiformes, Rajidae.
CAGCGUGGACACAGCAGAGCGGGGUGGAGGGAGGGAGGCCGGCGGGUGCGGGGCCACAUUUAACAUGGAGACCCCGGCGGACCUAUUGUCCAUGAUUGGAGAAGGGAAGGAAAACAAAGGAACAGAAAGACCCACUGAAGAGGAUGCAAAGGGGAAGGAGGCAAAGGAUUACGCACUGUUUGAAAACCUGUGUGAUACAGUUGUGUCAUCUCUAGUACUACUGCAGGGUAGCAUCACUGAGCUUAUGGAUUUCAAAGAUCAACUGAUGAAUCAUCCGCUUCCGAGCAACCUCCUAACUCAUUUAGUUGUUACUACAGGGAGGAUUUUCCGAAGUGCCUCUGACAUGUUUACUCCGACCUCUGAGCUUGUCCGUCUUGUACGAUUCUACGCUACUCCCUGGGAAGAAAAGAAAGAAAUCCUGCAGCGCAUAUAUGUGAAUCAUGAGAGGAAAAAGCAUCAGCUGAGUGUGGCAGUGAGGAAACUGCAACUUCUUGAUACUCAGACCAAGUGGUUUGCUCGGGAACGUCAAAUCCUGAACUGGGAGAAGUUGUUUGUAAAGCUGACGACAACAAAGGCCCAUGGGAGACGGUGGAAAUUUCAGAUAGAACAUCUGAAAAGGAAAGGUGCACUGAGCUCAGAAUCUCAAAAGUUUAUAGGGACUCCUACUCGGUCAGAGAAGAGAGAUGGACAGACUGACCCCAAGCAACAUGUUGUAUCAAAAGAGACAGAAUCUUCAAAGAGUCUGGCUGUCAGAGAGGAUCAAGGGGUUGACACAGAUGGAAGCAAUGAGGACGAAGAUGAGGAGAAUGAGGACAGUGAUUCGGAGCAGGUCCCAGCAGUGAGAAACACCAUUGAUGGUGAAGCACAGACAGAAGGGCAGACAGAAGAGCAGGGGACAUGGACAGGUGACCCUCUCCACUGCAGAUUUCUCAGUGUGUCAGCGACCAGGUUUUAUGGCUGCUUUGAGCAAGGUCUGUCCUGCUUCCUAACAUAUCAACAGGAACGUCAGCAGAUACAGCUUGUCCAGGCCCAGGCCAGGCAGAAAAACAAAGCAUUAAAACAAGUUAAAAUAAAUGAAAGUAAACAAGAUUUGCCUCUAACUGGGUCAGACUCUGGAAUUUUAAAAGCACCAGAAGUACCUAAGAAUGAUUUUGCAAAGUCAGCUGUGGAGUCUAUGCUGACCGGUACUCAAGGAGCAAAGUUUGAAUUGACAAAGGAUUCAGCUGUGGUGGAGGUGUUGCUUUUUCAUGAUCAGAAAGGAGUGAUUGCUGAGGGAGAUUUCAAAUUGCCAGAGGAUCUACUUAUGGAACAGAAACAUGUAAGUGACAAAGAAAUUCAACUUUUUACUCCUGGAACGGCACGAUUACCAGCAAGAAUCAUUGCAGCUUUAUGCAUCAGCCUCAAAGUAGAAGAGGUGGAGGAAUCAUUGUCAAAGGACCAGUCCACUGAGGCUUGGAGUCUACAAGAGCUUGUUUUGGAUGUCACAGGGAUAGACCUUAAGGAGACCAGACAGAAUGAGCUUGAGAAAUGCCUCAGGAAACCUGAGCUAAGAGAAAGCUGCACUUCUGCCAUGUCAUGGGCUUCCUCCUCCGUGGCAAAAUCAGGUUUGGUUUCCGAGGAACAAAUGCAGCUGUUGAUAGAGGAACACAAUUUCCAGCUCUCCCAGCUACAGGAACAGCACCAAAAUCAAAUGAAGAGCCUUCUAGAGUCUUUCAGAACAUCUGUACCAGACUGUGCACUCGAUCAAACUUUCUUGACAGAUAUGCUGGAAAGGAUACCAAGGUCAGAGAGCGCACAUUUGACAACUGAGAAUAAGAAUUGUGAUGUUGAGGCAAAUGGAGAAUGGACACAGAAUCAUUCAGCUCGAGAUGUCAGAUCAGCACUAACUGGUCCAAAACCCCCACCAAAAAGUGCUGUUGCAAGACAAAAGAUCAGCGUGAGCAAGAGUCUUCUGCUGAAAAAGAAACUUCCAGAGGAUGUUUGGGAGAGAAUGAAAAUACUGGAAGAGAACAUGUGGAGAAAUAAAAAUAAUACAAUUGAGAAGCUUCAGUCUGAGACAAGCAGAAAACUGGAGAAACAGCUCUCAGUUCAAAAGAGACUUCAACUGCAUUCAGACAACGUGGCACAUGAUAGCAGAAGCAAAGAUGAAAUCUGCCUCCCAGCACUGUUCAUGCCAAUGAAGAUCAGACAGGUAUUUAUGCCAAAGGCUCGUUUAUACUUCCAUCCAUCAGGUUCGGCAGGCUUCUUCCGCCUAACGCAAGCGCCAUCAGUUUUCAGCCUUCCUCCUUUGGGCUGUAGCACCAGGAUGUCUGUUCUGAAUCUGUUGAACCCAAGUGUCACAUUACCAAUGACGUCUGCUGUUCAGGAUAACUCUACCCCAGAAGAAGCUGAGACUGUGAUAAACAGAGUGACACCAGAGCCAUACCCCUGAAUCAAUCUUGGGCAGGUAGUAUGAGCAUACCUGAAGAGAAAUAUUAACUGAACCAAGAUUCUGAAGAUUGGAAGGUUUUGACCGAAUCUGUUGGAUGGGAUUGAUUGAAAGAUACAGCAUGGAAACAAGUCCUUUGGCCCACCGAUAUCUUGUUGACCAUUCUCACAACUUCUGUCACCAGGGAGUGCAAGGGCAAUAUGUGCAUAAGAAAACCAUUCUCUGUAAUUUGUGGUCUGAGGCCUCCAAGCCUCAAAGAGCCAUUUGGAAACAUAUAUCCUUCAUUGUCACUGGAUUUAAAUCCUGUAACUGCUUUCUCAAGGUCAAUUAGAGAUGAGCAAUAAAUGCUGACUUUGCCGGCACUCUGGUGUCACUCUGUUUAUAUCAUCCUAUUCAGAUAAUACCUUGGGACUGAACAUAUCUUCUCCUUUGUUUUCUCACUGUUAAAUGAAAUCUAGGAAUUUUCCUGCUACUGAUGCUUAAACUUACGCUUUACAUUACUUAGAUUUUUAUUACCUUUCUUUUUUUCAUAUUGUAAUGUUUAAAUUGAGUUGUAACUUUUUCUCCCCUUAAUCUUGACGUCAUGCUAUCUCUAGCAUAACAUUGUCAUUCCCCACCAGUCACACUAUCAAUUUAGGGUUGCCAAUAUGUCCUUAUUCUCUACAACAAUCAAAUUUAAACUGUUUGUAAUGUGUCGGCUUGACCUUUAUUACCUUCAUCUUUAAUCAAUUUACGAACCUUUCCUCUUCCAUGUCCUCAGCAAUUCUUUAACAGUUGUUCGAUCUUUGCCCUCCUUAUUAUGAGUGGUUACAAAAUGCGACCUCAACCACAUUUGCAUUAUUACACCUCUGUUUAUACUGAAAUUAUUGGCUUUUGGUGAAAAUUGAAAUAAAAUUAAAUGGACAUGAUUUUGGACGAUAAAGUUAUUUCUUUCAGCGGUGACUUUAGACUUU